AAGGCUCCACUCCUUAAACCCUCCGACUCCAAAAUCCAAACGCUUUCCCUCGAACACUUGGAGAUCCGAAAAGGGUUUCAAGAGCUUAUCCUCGCUCCCAACGCUCAAACAUGGCGCUUUAGUGCGAGCCCAUCACCCAAAUUCCUUUAAAGCUCCCCAAAAAAGAGAAGGAUUCAUACUUAUCACAAUUCAGAAAUGACAACCACAUAUCCCUCUCACUUGUUGUCUGCUUCCAAUCAUCUCCAUGCUUCCACUAAAAUGCUCAUCAGAAGUCACUCUCCUCGGCUUCAGGGGUUCAAGCAGGGGUCAUUGCGGAAUGUUAAAGAGAAAAGCUGCAAGUUGAGUGUUAAACAAUUUAGGGCAUUUCAGAAUACUAGGUCCUCGAUAUCGUGUGCAAUAAAUAUGUCCGCAGGCCAGUCAGACGAUCCUGGGAAAUUAAACUUGGAACAUCUUAUUGACAAGGCAAGAAAAUUGUGGGACGGUUGUCCUCAACCAGUCAAGAGAUUCCCUUGGAACAGAGCACUGGAUAAUUUCAUUCAACUCAUCCUUGACCUCAUUUUGGCAGUUGUCAAAUACUUAUGUGUUCCCUUACUGGCGGUUUCCUCUCUUAGUGAGAUGUCAUACUGUGCACAUGAAAGAAAGCUUUUUCUUUUACCUGUUCCAGUUCUCAUUGGGAUUGCUGUUGCUGGGGUAUUCCGAGAGACAGCCCUAGAUAUAUCUCCACUUCUCAAGGAUGCAGAAGUUCCCUGGCAUCUGAUUGCCAUUGCGACUUUCUUCACAUUUCUCAAAUUGCUGGGACCUUAUUACCCCUAUUGGGGGCGAAUUUUUAUUCCACACUUUGCAAAUGGGGGGUUAUGGAGGACUCUGUGGUUUGCACUUUUGUACUAUAGACGACCCCAAAAGGAAUCAACAAAGACAUUGCAGGAGAACUCUGGAAACGGAACCCAAUCCGAGCUAAAUAAGCUUUAAUUCUAGCAGGCGGAAUAUUUGGAUCAGGUGUCCUUUAUCAAUGAAGAUUAUAAGUGAUAGGAUUAUAAAAGCCAUUCAUCGAGAAGAUAAAAGUAGGAAGCAGCUUCUGUCAGAAGAUUGGUUAGGUUGGUGCUUAGGCUGGGUUUGCUGAUUGCUAGACGUGUUUGCUAAACUAACAGGGUCUCUGAGUGUGUUCCUGUCUGUGUGAACGGAUGCUUGCAGGAAGCUUUGUUGCUGACUAUUAUAAGCAAAUCUCGUUUUGGGUCUGGUAUAGCAUCUUAAAAUAUAUGUUGUAAUGCAAACAAUAUUAACAUACCAGAUUUUCAUUUAUCAUAAUGUAGUCAUUUGAAGUA
Juglans microcarpa x Juglans regia is the source of this 1322-nucleotide messenger RNA. RefSeq lists its product as uncharacterized. Bases 196 to 969 code for a protein of 257 amino acids. The record is from RefSeq and is a predicted model, not a curated record. The transcript is spliced from 4 exons. NCBI's taxonomy places the organism in Eukaryota, Viridiplantae, Streptophyta, Magnoliopsida, Fagales, Juglandaceae.